This is a messenger RNA of Anthonomus grandis grandis, 1397 nucleotides long. RefSeq lists its product as uncharacterized. NCBI's taxonomy places the organism in Eukaryota, Metazoa, Arthropoda, Insecta, Coleoptera, Curculionidae. The record is from RefSeq and is a predicted model, not a curated record. The coding region runs from base 89 to 1258 and encodes 389 amino acids. The transcript has 3 exons.
UUCGCGCGCGCGAGUUAUUUCGCCUUUUAUUUUUCGGUACCGUGUACAAAAUAUUUGUAUUUAACCAUUAAAAAAAAAAAAAAAAAAAAUGUAUAAACGUAAAAGAAGUCAUGACAGUGACAGUGAUCUAGCUCUCAAGGUAAAUAAUAUUGAGAAAACUCUCUCAAAACUGUUAAAACGCGGUAAUAAAUCCCCACGCUAUCGAUCCGACGGAAAAAAUCAUGCACGUGGUUCUCGGAAGUCCCCCUGUUUAUCGCCAUCAAGCAGCUCGGAUUCGGAUCGCGCCUUUCGCUCUCUCUCAAGAAGCCUGGCGCGGCGUUGCCGCCGCCGCCGUAGAAUCAUAACAUCGGAUUCUAGCUCGAGUGGAAGUGAGAAGGAAAAUGAACCAGAAGAUGGGGACAAUAUUAUCCGUAUUGACGAUAAUAACUCAAUGGAUUAUGGAACUGACCAGCACCAUGAAAAUGACAGGGAAAUGCCCUCCACAAGUACUAAGAAAAACUUUGACGCAUCAUUGUUUGGAACCAACGUUGCUAAGAAUAAAUUGUCUUUUGGUCCUCCUCUACAAGAAGACAUGGUUGAAACAUGGAAAAGUAUAGUGGACAAUGGGCUGGACUCAAAUGAAAAGUCUGAUUUAAUAAAGAAGUAUGCGACCCCUGAAAAUGCUUCGUUCCUUGGAACCCCCAAACUAAAUGAGUUUCUGGAAAGAAUGCUUUCAGAGUCCGUUAAACAGAGAGAUACCCGGUUAAUGCAACUGCAGUGCCAAAUAGGUUCAGGUAUAUCGGCUAUUGGACAGGCAAUCACCUCCAUCUUAAAUGAAGAGGGGGAGGGGGACAAACCCUAUAUCAAACCCUUAUGUGACGCGGGUCGCCUGCUUACGGAUGUUUUCCAUAUCGAGACAUCUGCUCGAAAAGAACUUGCCUGCUAUAAUCUGGAUAAGAUAACUAAAGAAUCAUUAUUAGCUGCCCCAACGGACGAAUGGCUUUUUGGAUGCAAUGUCGACAAAAGAUUAGAAGCUUCCAAACAGCUGGAACGAACAAUAAAAACCUUCAAGCCAGCACCUAAACCCAAGGAAACCAAAAGAGCCCCAAGGACUAAUUUAAACUUCAGGAGUCUGUCUCAGGACACUCGGGGGGGAUACCGAGGCAGGCGACAACAGUACCAAUCCAGGACCCUCCUUUAUACUCAGACUCGAGACCCUCAACGUCGCAGAUCUUACAGAAAAAUGGAGCCGAUGCAGACGGAGAAACGUCGUCGUUAGAUACCAAGAACUCCACACCCGCUCUGGAAAAAUCUUUCCCUGGUGGCCGGAGUCUUAUCGUGCAAGCACUACAAAAUGGAAAAGUCCCGGACAUGUCAUUAGAGAUCUGUACAGCUUCAAUAUCAAACUCGACAAACAA